GAAAAUAGCAAUCGUUAUGGCGAGUCGUUUGUGGAAAACAUUAUCACGCAAACGUGUUGACGAUGAUCAAGAAGGUAAAGGUGAGCUAGCAAGAGUCCUCAAUAUCUUUGAUUUAACUGCCCUUGGAGUUGGAGCUACCCUUGGUUUAGGUGUAUAUGUUCUUGCCGGAAGUGUUGCUAAAGAAACGGCCGGACCAGCCGUUUGUAUUUCUUUUCUUAUUGCUGCCAUUGCUUCUGCCUUUGCUGGAAUGUGUUAUGCAGAAUUUGCCUCAAGAGUACCGAAAGCAGGAUCAGCUUAUGUUUACAGUUAUGUAACAGUCGGCGAAUUUAUAGCAUUUGUCAUAGGAUGGAAUUUAAUAUUAGAAUAUGUUAUAGGAACAGCAAGCGUUGCUCGAGGUCUUAGUAAUUAUCUCGAUGCUUUAGUAGGAAAUGUUAUGGGGAAAACAUUGCAUUCAAUUAUGCCAAUAGAUAUAUCUUUUUUAUCAGAUUAUCCUGACUUUCUUGCAUUUGGCAUGGUCAUGUUACUCGUUCUUUUACUUAGUAUAGGAGUUAAAGAAUCAUCUUUUUUAAAUAAUAUAUUCACUGUUAUCAAUAUUGUUACGAUUAUUAUCGUAAUAGUAGCGGGUGCUAUUAAAGCUGAUCCUAAAAAUUGGUACAUUUCGGUAGAAGAUAUUCCCAAAAAUGUAACUAACGCUGGUAGCGGUGGUUUUAUGCCAUUUGGAAUAAGUGGUGUAAUGGCAGGUGCAGCUAAAUGUUUUUAUGGUUUUGUGGGUUUCGAUGCUGUUGCAACGACAGGCGAAGAAGCAAAGAAACCACAACGUGACAUACCCUUAGCCAUUGUUUUAUCCCUCGCUAUUAUUUUGACUGCAUAUUUCAGUAUUUCUACAGUACUGACCAUGAUGUGGCCAUAUUAUGAUCAGAAUGCAGACGCACCAUUCCCUUAUGUUUUUCAACAAAUUGGAUGGCCGGUCAUUCAGUGGAUCGUCAAUAUUGGAGCUGUUUUUGCAUUAUGUACGAGUUUACUAGGUGCUAUGUUUCCUUUACCACGUGUAUUAUAUGCUAUGGCAAGUGAUGGAAUCAUAUUUAUGUGGCUUUCUAAAGUUCAUUCCAAGACCAUGACACCUAUUUUGGGUACAGUACUUUCUGGACUACUUGCUGGAAUCAUGACUCUUCUUUUUAAUCUUCAACAAUUAAUCGACAUGAUGUCUAUUGGAACACUAUUAGCAUAUACAGUGGUAGCAAUAUCAGUAUUAAUACUAAGGUAUCAGAAAGAUGAUUUACCUGAAGUAAAAAUGAACGAUUAUAAAUUUACAGCAUUAAGUAUAUUCAAGCAAACAUUUAAUUUAAAUAAUCAUAAAGAACCAUCGCAUAUUUCUAACGUAGUUUCCAAAUGUAGCAUAGCUAGUUUUAGUCUCAUUGUAUUUAUACUCAUUCUUAUAUUAAACAACAUUGAAUUUAAUAUGACAGAAGACAACGCGAUAGUAUUCGUAAUAGUGAUAAUACUUAUAUUUAUAGUAAUAUUAAAUGUAGCAUCCAUUGGUAGACAACCAGUUCAACAAAUCAAACUAUCUUUCAAGGUUCCAUUAGUUCCAUUAAUACCAUGCUGUAGCAUUUUUAUAAAUCUUUAUUUGAUGUUACAACUAGACAUGUUUACAUGGAUUAGAUUUAUCGUGUGGAUGUUUAUCGGUUUCCUUAUUUAUUUGUUUUACGGAAUUUCUCACAGUGUUCAAGGAAAAAAAAACAAAAUAGAGGAUAUAAUAAUGAAACAAAAAAAUGUAGAUCACAGUAGAAUCGUAACGAAAUUUUAAAUCUACACAAUAAUAUUAUAUUAUAUAAUAAAUAUAAAUAUUCACAGAAACGUAAAAUCAUAAGAUAAGAUUUUUAAACAACUCAUUUACAUAAAUUAUUUGUAAUAUUUUCAAUUAUCGUAUUUUAUAUAUAAAAUAAUUAG
Molecule: messenger RNA, 1950 nt
Organism: Polistes dominula (European paper wasp)
Lineage: Eukaryota; Metazoa; Arthropoda; Insecta; Hymenoptera; Vespidae
Gene: slif
Product: cationic amino acid transporter slimfast
Biological process (GO): L-ornithine transmembrane transport; L-arginine import across plasma membrane
Cellular component (GO): plasma membrane
Molecular function (GO): L-arginine transmembrane transporter activity; L-ornithine transmembrane transporter activity; L-lysine transmembrane transporter activity
Source: RefSeq, a predicted model, not a curated record